This is a messenger RNA of Symbiodinium sp. CCMP2456, 980 nucleotides long. The record is from the annotation of a GenBank genome assembly. NCBI's taxonomy places the organism in Eukaryota, Dinophyceae, Suessiales, Symbiodiniaceae.
GUGACAUCGUCAUUCCUCAAGCCUCAUGGCGGCAGAGACUAGGGACUGCAAUCGCCAGGUGCGUGGUCAUUGCACUCAUCACCGUCGUCGUCACGGCGUGUCUGCUUGCGUCCCCUGGAAUGCUCAAGAAGCCGGCGGAUUUCUUGAAGCUUCUCAAUCCAGAAGGACUUUUAGAGACUGGGCUGAAGCCGAACGGAAGAAGUCUCAGCGAUCUGACCUAUGGAGUUCCCUUCUUCUGGGUUUCCAUGAAAGAGUCGGCACCACGGCAAGCCUUCAUGAAGAAGUCUCUCCGUGGCGUGGUGAGCAACUACAUGGUGGAAGCUGUGACCGACUUGUCUCGCGUGUCUGUGGUCACCGUCUUGAAUGAAACUGGACAUCGAGUUGAGUACACCGAGCGCAAGGACAAGGUGAUUCUUGCAUGCACGCUCUCCCAUCUGAAGGCAAUGUUGACUGCUCGGAAGAUGGGCUUCGAUCUUGCAGCAUUCUUGGAAGAUGAUGUCAAUUUCGACACUCAUCCUCUAUGGAAGCUCUCCCUGCGAGAGUUGGCAGAAGCAGCUCCGCGUGGUUGGAAGGGCAUCCAACUCGGAUUCGGAGCCAAGCGCGCGGAUGUCCGCAACAAGAUCUGGCGGCAACCCGAGCCGUUUAUUCGCUUCAAUCAGUUCGGGUAUACGGCGGGAGCUUAUGGCUACAUGCUCAGUAGGGCGGGUAUGGAUGCGCUAGUGGAGAGGCUGAAGAUUGAAGUGUCCCCUGACGAUCCGACGGAGAUUAUAAGCAUGACCCUCCCGGAACAGCUCAGGGCGGCAGAUCAUGCGCUCUACUUUUCCCUCUUGCCUGACAUGUAUACCUCGACUAUGAUGUAUGUGCUGCAUCAGUGCCGUCAGUUCCAGUCCACGCUUCAUCGCGAGCACGAAGCACGGCACAAGAGGGAUUCGGUAGCAGCGCGAGAGCACUAUGGCUUGGACACCGGUGCCUGUGGGUGA